ACCUGAACAGCAGAGAGUCCAGUUUUCUCAUCAGUGAAGAACCAAGGUCUGCAAAGCGAUACAAUUUGUUCCUGAGGCGGCGUCUUAUGUUUAAAAAAGAUGAACAAAGCAAAGAUUCUAUCUUCUUCCGAGAUGGGAUUAGGCAAAUUGAUUUUGUGCUUUCCUAUGUUGAUGACAUAAAGAAAGAAGCUGAACUGAAGGCAGAAAGAAGAAAAGAGUUUGAACAAAAUCUCAGAAAAACAGGUCUUGAGUUGGAAAUUGAAGAUAAAAUGAACUCCGAAGAUGGAAAAACUUAUUUUGUCAAGAUCCAUGCCCCUUGGGAGGUAUUAGUUACUUACGCUGAAGUGUUGGGAAUCAAAAUGCCUAUUAAGGAGAGUGAUAUUCCUCGAGCUGACAAAAUCCCUUUUAGCUGUAUGCUUGGGCCUCUGAAGCUCCCAAGGAACGUGAAGCAUCCUCAUGCUGAAUAUUUCACUGCCCAAUUCACCAGACAUCGGCAGGAGCUCUUCCUCAUUGAAGAUGAGUCAAGCUUCUUUCCAUCCUCAUCAAGAAACAGAAUUGUUUAUUAUAUUCUCUCACGGUGUCCUUUUGGCAUAGAGGAUGGGAAGAAAAGGUUUGGAAUUGAAAGACUGCUAAAUUCUCAUACUUAUUCAUCUGCCUUUCCACUCCAUGAUGGUCAAUAUUGGAAGCCAUCAGAACCUCCUAAUCCUGUCAAUGAAAGGUACACACUUUGCCAGAACUGGGCUCGGUUUUCCUAUUUUUACAAGGAGCAGCCUUUUAAUUUGAUUAGGGAUUAUUACGGAGAAAAAAUUGGCAUCUAUUUUGUCUUUCUCGGAUUUUACACAGAAAUGUUGUUUUUUGCAGCUAUAGUUGGCUUAGCUUGUUUUAUUUACGGCUUAUUAUCGAUGCAUGAUAACUCAAGCAGCACUGAGAUCUGUGACCCUGAGAUUGGGGGUCAGAUUAUCAUGUGCCCGCUCUGUGAUGUAAUGUGUGACUAUUGGAGACUAAAUUCUACCUGUUGGGCUUCAAAGUUCUCCCAUUUAUUUGACAAUGAGUCAACAGUGUUCUUUGCAAUAUUCAUGGGAAUUUGGGUCACAUUGUUUUUGGAGUUUUGGAAACAGCGACAAGCCAGACUGGAAUAUGAGUGGGACCUGGUGGACUUUGAGGAGGAGCAGCAGCAGCUCCAGCUGAGACCUGAAUUUGAAGCUAUGUGUACACACAGGAAAGUGAAUGCAGUGACUAAGGAAGUGGAACCUUACUUGCCUCUGUGUAGUCGUAUUCCAUGGUACUUUUUAUCGGGAGCCACAGUGACUUUAUGGAUGUCUCUGGUCAUUGCGUGUAUGGUAGCUGUGAUUGUAUACCGCCUGUCAGUCUUUGCUACAUUUGCUAGCUUCAUGGAAAGUGAAGCAUCCUUAAAGCACGUCAGAAGUUUCCUCACUCCCCAGAUAACCACAUCUCUUACUGGAUCGUGCUUGAACUUUAUUGUCAUCUUGAUCUUGAAUUUCUUUUAUGAAAGGAUAUCUGCCUGGAUUACAAAAAUGGAAAUUCCUCGGACUCACCAGGAGUAUGAGAGCAGUCUUACCUUGAAAAUGUUCCUGUUUCAGUUUGUAAAUUUUUACUCGUCCUGCUUCUAUGUAGCUUUCUUUAAAGGGAAGUUUGUGGGCUACCCUGGAAAAUACACAUAUUUGUUUAAUGUGUGGAGAAGUGAAGAGUGUGAUCCUGGAGGCUGUCUAGUAGAAUUGACAACGCAGUUGACCAUCAUAAUGACUGGGAAACAGGUCUUCGGAAACAUUAAGGAAGCCAUUUAUCCCUUGGUUCUGAAUUGGUGGAGACGCCGAAAAGCUCGAACCAACUCUGAAAAGCUAUACAGUCGAUGGGAGCAGGACCAUGACCUUGAAACUUUUGGUUCUCUCGGGCUAUUCUAUGAGUACUUGGAAACAGUUAUCCAGUUUGGAUUUGUUACAUUAUUUGUGGCCUCUUUUCCUUUGGCUCCUCUUCUUGCUCUCUUGAAUAAUAUAAUAGAGAUUCGAGUGGAUGCCUGGAAGCUUACUACUCAGUACAGGAGACCUGUAGCUGCUAAGGCUCAUAGCAUAGGUGUUUGGCAAGACAUUCUUUAUGGAAUGGCUGUCCUUUCUGUUGCAACUAAUGCUUUUAUUGUUGCAUUUACAUCGGACAUGAUUCCCCGUUUAGUUUACUACUAUGCCUACUCAAAAAAUGACAUUCAGCCUAUGAAAGGGUAUGUCAAUAACAGCCUGUCAAUAUUCCUGAUAGCCGAUUUUCCAAACCACACUGUACCUUCGGAAAAACGAGACUUCACCACUUGCAGGUACAGAGAUUACAGAAAUCCUCCUGAUCACGAGGAGAAAUAUUUUCAUAGUAUGCAGUACUGGCACGUCCUUGCUGCUAAGAUGACCUUCAUCAUAAUUAUGGAGCAUGUUGUGUUUCUAAUGAAAUUUUUGUUGGCGUGGAUGAUCCCUGAUGUUCCAAAAGAUGUUGUGGAAAGAAUCAAGCGAGAAAAGUUAAUGACUGUCAAGAUUCUCCAUGACUUUGAGCUUAACAAACUAAAAGAGAACUUGAGAAUGAAUUCUAGUGAUUUUGCCAAGCAUCUCAUUAUUCAGGAAAACAAAGUACAGCUUGCUAAAUCAGCAACCUAAUCAACAUAACAAGUAAGUGGCUGGUUGCCUGUCUGACUUCACAGUUUUCCCUGGGUUUGGGGCCAGAAGCCAGAAGCUGUGUGUCAAU
Lipotes vexillifer (Yangtze River dolphin) is the source of this 2739-nucleotide messenger RNA. RefSeq names its product anoctamin 5 (gene ANO5). Gene Ontology annotation, cellular component: plasma membrane. Gene Ontology annotation, molecular function: chloride channel activity; protein dimerization activity. Bases 87 to 2651 code for a protein of 854 amino acids. The record is from RefSeq and is a predicted model, not a curated record. NCBI's taxonomy places the organism in Eukaryota, Metazoa, Chordata, Mammalia, Artiodactyla, Lipotidae. Gene Ontology annotation, biological process: chloride transmembrane transport. The transcript has 20 exons.